Gadus chalcogrammus (walleye pollock) is the source of this 681-nucleotide messenger RNA. Its product is annotated as CD209 antigen-like protein D. Lineage: Eukaryota; Metazoa; Chordata; Actinopteri; Gadiformes; Gadidae. The record is from RefSeq and is a predicted model, not a curated record. The transcript is spliced from 7 exons. Bases 103 to 681 code for a protein of 192 amino acids.
GAGGACACGUCUUUGGACCGGAGGGGGCGCAAGAGAAGAUUUGCUGGUAGAGCAAAGAAGAAGGCUAAGUCCAGACGCCGUGGAAGCCGUCAGAGAGUAACAAUGGUCACCAUCUCGGACCGGGAGGAGACCAAGAAGAGAAGAUUUGCUCUAUGGUUUCACAUCACUGUCAUUGUGAGCAUCGGACUGCUGAGUAUUCUCCUCAUCUCCCUGCGCUUCAACUCACCGUCACCCUGGAAAGAGGGGAGAGAGCACUUACUGGAUGAACUCGAUGAAUUGACACUUCAGGGCUGGAUGCUUCACGACAAGAGUCUCUACCGUGUUUCUACUACUAAGAAGGGCUGGAGGGCCAGUAGAGAAGACUGUCAGAAGAGAAAGGCAGACCUGGUGGUCAUCAACAGCAGAGAAGAACUGGCGUUUGUCAGCAGAUUGAUGGAUACUUCCUGGAUUGGACUGAGUGAUCGAGAGAAAGAGGGGACCCACAAGUGGGUGGAUGGUACCCCCAUGACCUCAAGUUGGAGACACGUUAAACCACGCGAUGACGGCGGAGCAAGAGACUGUGUCGUAGCAGGGGAGGACGGCUGGUCUGAAGAACCGUGCAACAGACUGCACCACUGGAUCUGUGAGAAGAGCGUAGACCUGGAUCAUCUGGAGGCUGAGCGGAACAAAGAGGGUCCGUAG